AACCCAUUUUUUUAUAUCGUUGGUAUCGUAAUAAGGAGUAAAACCCUCUCCCUCCUCACCAACCCAACUCUCUCUAUCUCUCUGAUCCAAUCGCCUCCAUGGCUACGAUUUCCAAGCUCGCAAGUGCCAGCCCUGCUGCCUCUUUAUCACCGCCUUCUUCCUUUGUUUCCAGAUCUUCUGCGCCUCUGUGCUUCGUCGAUUGCCAUACCAAGAAUUCUUUCAUUGCCAGAGCUGCAUCAUCUAAGUUGUCGGUUCGAAGUAGCCAGCCUAUGAUUCGCUCCUUGGUUGUUAGGUGUGCUCAGUCCACUGGAAAUGGUAGUCCAAUAAAGAGAACAACUCUUCAUGAUCUCUAUGAGCGAGAGGGCCAGAGUCCAUGGUAUGAUAACCUUUGUCGACCUGUUACUGAUCUGAUUCCUCUGAUCGAGAGUGGUGUCAGGGGCGUAACUAGCAACCCAGCGAUUUUCCAGAAAGCUAUAUCAUCCUCAAAUGCAUACAAUGACCAGUUCAGGGAACUUGUACAGUCAGGAAAAGACAUUGAAAGUGCCUAUUGGGAACUAGUGGUGAAGGACAUUCAAGAUGCAUGCAAGCUCUUUGAACCAAUUUAUGAUCAAACAGAUGGAGGUGAUGGUUAUGUUUCUGUUGAAGUUUCUCCCAGACUAGCUGACGAUACUAAAGGGACGGUUGAGGCUGCAAAAUGGCUUCAUAAGGUGGUUGAUCGCCCCAAUGUAUACAUUAAGAUUCCUGCUACUGCUCCAUGCAUUCCCUCAAUCAAGGAAGUUAUUUCAAAUGGCAUUAGUGUGAAUGUCACUCUUAUAUUCUCCAUUGCCAGAUAUGAAGCAGUCAUUGAUGCCUACUUGGAUGGCCUUGAGGCUUCUGGCCUAAGUGACCUCUCCAGAGUUACUAGUGUGGCGUCUUUCUUUGUCAGCAGGGUAGACACUCUCGUUGACAAAAUGCUAGAAAAAAUUGGAACUCCAGAAGCCCUUGAUCUUCGAGGGAAGGCUGCAGUUGCUCAAGCAGCCCUGGCAUACCAGCUCUACCAGAAGAAAUUCUCUGGUCCAAGAUGGGAGGCUCUGGUGAAAAAGGGUGCCAAGAAGCAGAGGGUGCUAUGGGCUUCAACCAGUGUUAAGAACCCAGCCUACCCUGAUACUUUAUAUGUUGCUCCUCUCAUUGGACCUGACACAGUUUCAACUAUGCCCGACCAAGCUCUUCAAGCAUUCGUUGACCAUGGAAGUGUUGGAAGAACAAUAGACUCAAAUGUAUCUGAAGCUGAAGGAAUUUACAGUGCACUUGAGAAGUUGGGAAUUGAUUGGAGCUACGUAGGGAAUCAGCUUGAGGUUGAAGGAGUGGACUCAUUCAAGAAGAGCUUCGACAGUUUGCUGGAUACCCUGCAAGAGAAGGCAAACUCUCUCAAACUUGUUAGCCUGUAAGCCCUUGUGAAUCGUUUGUACGACGUAAUAAAAGUGGGUUGUCUAUCCUGCUGUAAGAAAGCUAGUUGGUGUCAUGUAAGACUUGAUUGUGUAUCAUAAGUUUUCUGGUUAUUUAAGAGAUUCUGCUUGCCGUU
Molecule: messenger RNA, 1561 nt
Organism: Manihot esculenta (cassava)
Lineage: Eukaryota; Viridiplantae; Streptophyta; Magnoliopsida; Malpighiales; Euphorbiaceae
Product: transaldolase
Exons: 7
Coding region: 99-1427 (442 amino acids)
Biological process (GO): pentose-phosphate shunt; carbohydrate metabolic process
Cellular component (GO): intracellular anatomical structure; cytoplasm
Molecular function (GO): transaldolase activity
Source: RefSeq, a predicted model, not a curated record